GUAAAGCUCCGCCUCCCACCAGAAAUCUGGUGUGCUGCUUUCAUCGUGACACGGGAAUGUCCUUUGACGUUUUUGCGCUCACGCUAACUGCAGUCUGACACUGGACCAGCAGGGAGUACAUGUCCACUGCAGACAACCAACAAGCCCUAAGGUGGCUGAUCCCAGAGCAGAAAGGAAGUCCUCCUGGAGGUUAAUGUGAGGCAGCUGUUGCCUGCCGGUUUUUGCUUUCUGAGAUGUCCAUGAAACAAGCAGAGGGCAUGUCCAUCACCCAGGUUUUGGCCAUGACUGUAGCUGAGAUACCAGUGUUUUUGUAUUCCACAUUUGGGCAGUCUAUCUUUUCUCAGCUAAAACUUACCCCAAGCCUGAAGAAGGUGCUGUUUGCCACAGCUCUGGGCAGCGUGGCGUUGGCUCUCACAGCUCAUCAGUUGAAAAGGAGAGGGAGAAAAAGAAGGCAGACAAAGGAGGUCCAGAAGGCUGUUGGGGUACCUGAGGCACUGAUAAAGACGGGAAGACCCUCAUCUUUAAAGAGAGCAGGUCCAUUUUCUGGUCGAACGAUGAUGAGCCUGAGCGUUCGGAGUAACGACACCAUGAGUGGAAUCUCCUCUCUAGCCCCCAGUAAACACUCAAGUUCUUCACACAGCCUGACAUCAAUGCGGGUCCCACUCUCCCCAAACCAGACUGUGAAUUCAUCUCCUCCCUGGGAGGCGGAACCUGUGGUAGAAGAAUCAGGGGCAGUGGAGGAUGCAAAUGCAGAGAAUCUCUAUUUAAUGGGAAUGGAAUUGUUUGAAGAAGCUCUGCGAAAGUGGGAACAGGCCCUGACUAUUCGACACCACACCCGCUCAAAUUCAAGUAAUAGCAGCCUGGCCUUGCAGGCAGCAGCAUGCGGAGAAACCGUGGUUGAAACUCAGAAUAAAGUCUUUGCCGAGAAGUUGGAGACCUUACUACACAGAGCGUAUAAUCUACAGGAGGAUUUUGGCGCCACCAUCCCAGCCGAGGGAGUGCUGGCAGACUUUGAAAGUGAUGGAACUCUUACCUUGCCUCAGCUGGAGAGCUUCCAGAGAGUACAAGAUGAUGACACAACUGUAAGCUCUGAGGAUUCCUUCUUCUCUGCUGCAGAGCUCUUUGAUUCCAUGUACAUAGGAGGAGUGUACCAGCCCCUAAAACCAGCAGCUCUUUAUGAAGAAGCCUUGAGUUUGGUCCGGGAGGACAAAGUGUAUUAUAGGUCCCUGAGGACUGAACUACUUGAAUGCUAUGGUGACCAAGAUUUCCUUGCCAAGCUUCACUGUGUGAGGCAAGCAUUCCAGGUUCUGUUGUCAGAUGAGACUCACCGCACAUUUUUCAUGGAGACUGGCAAGCAAAUGAUUUCAGGGUUGAUGGUUAAAGCAAACAAGAGUCCAAAACCCUUCUUGGAGAGCUAUGAAGAGAUGCUGCUUUACACUCGGAGAGAAGAAACUUGGACAGUCACUCAAAUGGAGCUGGAAGGCCGUGGGGUGGUGUGUAUGAACUUUUUUGAUAUCGUGUUGGACUUUAUAUUGAUGGAUGCAUUUGAAGAUCUGGAGUGCCCUCCCUCCUCUGUAGUAGCUGUGUUACGGAAUCGCUGGUUAUCAGACAGCUUUAAGGAGACGGCUCUGGCAACUGCUUGCUGGUCUGUCCUAAAGGCCAAAAGGCGCCUCCUUAUGGUUCCAGAUGGUUUUAUCUCUCAUUUCUAUACCAUAUCAGAACAUGUGAGUCCGGUUUUAGCAUUUGGGUUUUUGGGACCCAAGAAACAUCUAAAUGAAGUGUGCACAAUAUUCAAGCAACAGAUUGUGCAGUACCUUAAGGAUAUGUUCGAUCACGACAAAAUCCGGUUCACUUCUAUUCACUGCUUGGCUGAGGAUAUCCUGAAGCUUUCACAUCGGCGCAGCGACAUCUUGCUGGGGUAUCUGGGAAUUGACAACCUCCUGGAGAUCAAUGGCACCCUACCCAAAGUCACAGAGGCUUCGUCUGGGCCAAACUGAGACUAUCAUUGCUGUCAGAUUUCUGUGAGCUAAAUGCAGCUCAAUCAGUAAAUGCGGGUGAAGACUGAGCGCUCCACAUUCUGUGUUACAUCAGACUGAGAACUAGCAUCAAGCCUUCAUCUGUGUUCAAAUACCACCUGUGGCAGAAGAGACAUUUUCAUCAGAUCUGCCUCCAGUUUUAAUGAAGACCACAACUCCAGUUCGAUGAUGCGAUUUAUUUUUUUGUCUCUUUGAUUUUUGGUUGCUGUAUUGCCAUCAUGUGCUCUCAGAUCUGUAAGGACUUGUCUCUGCCUUUUCUGUAUAUCUUAAAACACACCUAUUAACAAAAGUGCAUAAAAAAGCUGGACUUGCAUGGGUUGAGUCGAGUGAAGCACUGAUUUGCGUCCUACCCAUUUAAAAUCACUGGAACAGGGAGAUGUUUGUUUUACCUGAGAAGAAAUCCUGACAGCUUGUUGAUUCUUUGCAUUUAUACGUUUUAUAGUGCGAGGAAGGAUCUUAAGCUCCCCUCACACAGCAGUAACGAAGAGCACCAAAGCCAAAAUGAAAUGAGAAAUUUGGACUUAUGUUGACUUUUGGAGACAUCGUUUAACAGUCGUCCAGCUUCAUUUCUGUAGCUGGCACUUUGUCAGAAUUUUCAAACUGUUGAAAAAUGUGAACGAAUCCCAACGACAACUUCAAUUCGGCCGUAUUCUGUUUUGCUUUCUGUCUUGACGGUUCAUCAUUUGCGUAGUUCCUGUACAUCAGUGUUCCAUCUGACUGUCGUCCAACCUCCCAAGUCCGACGUAUUGCACAACCGUUGACGAUAUCUGAACAGAUCAAUAGCUAAAGGUCUGACGAGCUGAAUGUGACUUGUCCAUGCAUGGGACAGAAAGCAACGUUUUGAUACGGAAACAAUAGUGGCAAGAACGUUUGAUCAACUACUUUAGCUAAUUACGCACAUUCCAGCUGUUUAUAAAUGGCUGUGCGUGCACGGCCAUUCAUCAUGAAUGUUUUGAUUUUGUUUAAAGCGUCAAGGUCACCGUUCCCUUCAUUUGUCUUUUGUUAAUUUCAUUGUUUCGUUCCUUUAUGCGCUGUUGAUUGCAGGUUUCUCAGUGAUGGGAGAGAAGUGUAGGAUCAUUCCUCCACCUUUUCUCGACAAUUUGUGACUUUUUUUUUCCUUUGUUCAGCUAUUUGACUCCUUGCUGACUCUCCCAUAAUCUGGAGUAUUUAUUGCAUUUUAUUUAAUCGAGCAGGAUGUUAAAUAUUCUUUUGCUGUUUAAUUUUGGAAGAUAUCAAUAUAUAAAUUGGUUUAUCACACAGUGAAUCACUGUCAAGUUUUAACAGGAUUUUAUUUUUUAGUCUUGUUCUAGGCACAUUAAAACAAAUUAAAGCUUUAGUCACAGAUGGCAAUUGGUACAUAUGCGUGAAAUUGUAACAAUUUUAGGAAGUAGGCAAUGAGAGUGAAUGAGCAGUCAUAAAGCUUCAGGCACAGUUGGCAAUUAGUAUAUGUGUGCGAAAUUGUAACAAUUUUAGGAAGUAGGGAGUGAGAGUGAAUGAUGAGCAGGCAUGCUGGGCAUUACAAAAAUUCACUGUAUGACUCGAGCGGUGUAUUAGUUUUACAAUGUCUGCAGAAAUCUGGUCAGUGAGGUGUGUUUCUUUGUAAUACUUUUUUUUUUUAAUCUGCUCUGCACUGAUCUUAGAUGCUCUGGUCAGUUUGUGUCCCACUGAUCUAUGGCUCUUGCAUUGCUGCUCCCUUCACCAGCUUUUCUGCACUCUGAAGGCAGAUGUUGAAACUUGAGUGGGAGUUUACAGCACAGGCGUCACCAGUGGGUAAAGAGUCCUUAUGGGAAAUUCAUAUUGCCAGCAACGCGUAUUGAAAGUAGUUGUAAAAAACAAGAACAUAACUAUAUUAUGCAAUUUUUAAGGUUUGGAGAGGGGGAAAAAAAUCCUUUUGUACGUUGGCUGUCCCUUUCACGCUCACUAAUUUACAAAUGAGAUUUUAUUUAUUUUUAAUUGUAUUUUUGUGCAUAAAAUGCAAAUGUCAAAUAUGAUGCGCAUACUCAGUCUUCACUGCUAACUGUGACUAAGGUUAUACGUAAAACAGAAGUUGUCCUUUAACGCAUAAAAUAACAUCUUGGGGAGUAAUAAAUCAAUUAUAGCUACGUAUCUUUCAACCUCUGCUCUGUUUUUCAUACAAUCACUUUAACCUGCCUGUUACUCCUCAAUUAUGUUUUUAUUCUAAAUCAAAACUGCACCAACUAAAAAAAAAAAUAUAUAUAUAUCUAAUUUUUGGCUUUUUUGAUUGAUGAACUUGGGGAAAAAAAAUACUACCCUUUAAAGUGAUUAUGCGUCAUUCUUUUGAAGGAAGAAUCCAUCCAUCUAUUUUCUUCCGCUUUAUCCGGAGUCGGGUCGCAGGGGCAGCAGCUCAAGCAAAGCUGCCCAGACCUCCCGAUCCACACACACACCUCCCAAGCUCCUCCGGGGGAACCCCAAGGUGUUCCUAAGCCAGCUGAGAGAUUUUAAAAAUUGUUGAACUUAAAAAUUAUUAUACAUACUGUAUUUUCUGGAGUACAAGUUGCACAGUUUUUUUUUUUGUCUUUAUUGUCCUUUUUUUUGUGCAUUGUUGCAGAAUUUUUGUCAUUUAUCCUUUUAUUAUUGGAGUUUUGUUUGCGCUUUGAUCUGGGGAAAGUCAUAUAUAAAUAGCCAUUAUUAUUUUCAGUAAAGAAUGUGGGACUUUUUGGUAUAUAAGUUGCACCAGCAUAUAAGUUGCAGGACCUCCCAAACAAGAAAAGGGAAACAAACAAACAAACAAAAAAAAAAAAAACGCAGCUAUUACUCCAGAAAAUAUGGCAGUUGGUGAAAAUUUUGAAAUAUGAAUUCUUUGGUGUUAGGAAAAUUUGCAUUUUAAUGUAAAAAUUUAAUGUAGCAGAGUGCUCAGACUGUAAAACACUUAAAACAUAUUGUAACUGCAAAGAUCACAGGCUGUCAGCAAGAGUUGUUGGGGGGGGGGGGGGGGGGGGAUGCUGUUUUCAACAUCACACACACUUUCCAGCACAUUUUACGGAACAGUGCCAUCUAUUUGUCAAAGCGAGUAAAUUUUUUUAUUUCUGAUUUUAUUAUUUUUAUUUAAUCUUUUUUUGGGGAGGCUAGCAGUGCUCGUUGUUGCUACAUGUGACUGAUAAUAAUCCUUGGAUUUAUAAUUUUUUUUUUUAAUUUCUAUGUAUAGCUGAGAGUUUAAUCAAACGUCAAUGGCAACAAAAUCUUUGGCCAUAUAUGAAUGCAGUUUAUUCCAUAUCUUCAUUUCACUUCGCAUAAUAAAAUCCUAAAAUUGUUUUAGUGACAUAAGGCAAAAUUACUAUUUUUAAAAAUGGGUACCACUAGUGGCUGUAUGUAUACUUACACAAGAUGCAGAAUGGUAUAAUUUGAAUUGUUUCUUUCACACGUUUACUUCUAUACUUCCUGCUCCUGUUCUUUUUUCAUAAUUAUGCAGCUGUGCAUUUAUUGAUUUUGAAAAUCCUGCAUCCAUACUGGCACAGAUGGAAUCAUCAUCAGCAUAAGAAGCAUAACAUUGCCAUUUCUGCCGAACUUCAACCUAUUUCAUUUCUUUUUGUUCUUGUAAUGUAACACAUGGGCAGAUUUGUACUGAUUUGCAUUUUGCACUUUAUCGAGUAAGAGGAAGGAUGCAGGAAUAUCCCAGACAACAUUGCUUGAAUACUCAAAUCGAAAUGAUAUAGAGAAUUAUAUUUUGCAUUAUAGAUCUUGAUAAUAGAAUAUACACACUGUACAUUAUACUAUAUUAUCCAAAUGAUUUAGUGUAGGCAGUGUAAAGUUUUAGUCUACAUCUUUUACAGGUUCAGCUUCUCCAAUCGAAUUAUUUUAUGUAGUACAAUCACUGAUGGAGUGGAAAAAAUGUUAAUACACCCUUUUUGCAUAAGCAUGUGUCAAAAUAUGAUCCUGCUUUUUGUGUGUGUGUGUGUGUGUGUGUGUAAACUGUCCUGUGUUCCUUCAUUGGGCUUGUUUAAAGAGUAGAUUAUCAGAAUUUCAGCAGCAAGUGUUGACCUGCAUCAUUUAGUUCAUUAUAGUAGUUGGGGGGAUCACAAAAAUAUACCAAACAACAUAUUUACGUAGGUACACACUUGAACUUCAAAAAUUCCUGUCUACUUUUCUACUUGGUGUACAUUGGAGAGAUUUGAUUUUUCAGGAAUGUAACAGAUUAUGUUUUAUUGGGGGGGGGGGGGGGGUCUGUACCUUAUUUUCUCUUUAUGCCUUUUGUUCAUUUUAUUGUGAACGUACAAUGCCAGCACAAAUUAUAAAUUGGUUUUGAUUUAUUUUUGUUAUUAAACUAUGGUCAUUGUG
Thalassophryne amazonica is the source of this 6332-nucleotide messenger RNA. RefSeq names its product mitoguardin 2 (gene miga2). Lineage: Eukaryota; Metazoa; Chordata; Actinopteri; Batrachoidiformes; Batrachoididae. Gene Ontology annotation, biological process: mitochondrial fusion. The record is from RefSeq and is a predicted model, not a curated record. The transcript is spliced from 16 exons. The coding region runs from base 234 to 1997 and encodes 587 amino acids.